Molecule: messenger RNA, 870 nt
Organism: Aspergillus terreus NIH2624
Lineage: Eukaryota; Fungi; Ascomycota; Eurotiomycetes; Eurotiales; Aspergillaceae
Product: enoyl-CoA hydratase/isomerase family protein
Exons: 4
Coding region: 1-870 (289 amino acids)
Biological process (GO): fatty acid beta-oxidation
Cellular component (GO): peroxisomal matrix
Source: RefSeq, a predicted model, not a curated record
AUGUUCUUGCCCAACUACACAGAUCUCACUGUCGAGAUCAGGGUACCACCAUAUUCACAAAUCCUACAGCUCAACAGACCGAAAGCUCUAAAUGCGUUCAGUGAUACAAUGUCCAUGGACAUUGUCAAGGCUUUUCGAGAGCUCAACGAACGCCCAGACACCAUCUUCACCGUCCUGACAGGCAACGGUCGGUUCUUCUCGGCUGGAGUAGAUGUGAAAGCAUCGACCGACCCCCCACCUGCCCAUUACGCACCCGCCGAGAUCAAGGUAUAUUACUUGUCUCGAUUCUCACGAGCCCUUGAGAUGCUUCGCUCCAUGAUCGACCACAGUAAGGUCCUCGUACUGGCCCUCAAUGGCCCCGGAGUCGGAGGUGGUGCAGCAUGGUUUGAAGGCGUUGCCGACAUUGUGCUCGCCGCCAAAGGGGCCUGGCUGCAAGUCCCAUUUAACGCUCUCGGCCUAGUUCCCGAGAACGGCAGCACACUCACAUUUGCUCAAAGCAUGGGCGUCCGUCGCGCAAAUGAGAUGCUCAUGUUCGGUCGAAAAUGCUCAGUAGAAGAGCUAGAAUCGUGGGGGUUGGUCAACAGGAUCUUUCCUGCGGAGGGCUUCCAUGAUUGUGUCAUCGCGUUCCUGGAGGAACAGUUGGCUGUGAACGACGGGAAGAGCAUGAUCGAGUCAAAGAGACUGCAAAAUGCGCCAUUGCGCAAGGAUAGGCUGUUUGCUGUGUAUGACUCGAUAGACGCAUUGGCCGAGAGAUUUGUGGAUGGAGCUCCUCAUGAGAGGUUUAUGAGAAAGAGGGAGCAGUUGAUGAAAGGUAUUGUGUUCCGUCUUGUCAUUCGUAUGUUUUUGAAUCUGUCCCUGACUUCGAAGUAG